This is a messenger RNA of Gadus macrocephalus (Pacific cod), 5512 nucleotides long. RefSeq names its product kinesin family member C3 (gene kifc3). The transcript is spliced from 23 exons. Gene Ontology annotation, biological process: microtubule-based movement. The coding region runs from base 1188 to 4316 and encodes 1042 amino acids. Gene Ontology annotation, molecular function: microtubule binding; microtubule motor activity; ATP binding. The record is from RefSeq and is a predicted model, not a curated record. Lineage: Eukaryota; Metazoa; Chordata; Actinopteri; Gadiformes; Gadidae.
GUGAAUGGAGGAUUCGGGCUGGCUCGGUUCAGCGAGGUGAAGCGCUAACCUGUGAGGGCGCUAAUCUCCAGCAGGGAGGCGAGGGGUGAGUGAGAGUGAGUGUCUCUGGUGAAGUACAAACCCCCAUCAUCCCUGUCCCCGUCCCAUCCCCGCCAGUACUCCCAACUCUUCCCAGCGAGGACGGACCGGACUGGACUUCAGGACCGGACUGGACUUCAGGACUGGACUGGACUCUCUCAGGCUCCCGGUUCUGCCGCACCGGGACUUUGCUACUAACCCCGCAGGAGGUGAGGCGGAACACGAGGGGGACCGAAGACGGCGUGACCCACCUUCUGCUCCAGAGGAGAAGAAGGCUUCCCUCUUUGGGGUGCAUUGAAGGCAACGUGUUGGGAGUUUCCAGCUGCUUGUUGAGUACACUGCCGACUUCGCUGCGCCGCGGUUUCCUGGUGCUUUGCAGGCAAAUUUGUCUCUCCGCCUUGCGCGUCUAAAGUGAGGAUGCAAAUGAGGACCGGGCUUCUUGAGUUACAUCGACACCGAGCUGCUGAAGCCUUAGGUUACCUGGGCUGUGCACCUGGCAGGGUGAAGUAAAGAAAACGUAAAGCUAUGAAGAUUGAACAAGGUCCACUUUUUUAAUCUAAUCUGCAUGGGACUUGCGUACAGAGGUGGAACAGGUGAGAUAACGCAAGUAGGUGUGAGCCUGUUUGUGGGCGAGUCCGGAAUGAGGAGACGAGCGGAUUAUAACGAUUUGCAAUUCAGCAUCACAGGGUAUUUCUGAGUGACGACUGAGGGAAGAGAGAUCUGGGAUUAAGACUUGGGAGAGUUUGCGCCUUGCCCGUGUAAAACGGAUCCAGAAAUACCUGUAGUGGUCAUUCAGCUCGCCUGUUGGAUUCAAAACAAAACAAAUGGCAGUUGGACUUUGAAAGCAACCCGAUUGGACCAAUUAUCCUGCCUGAAUGGAAAGAUGAAGUCAUGAUGUCUCAUGACGACGGACUUUGAUCCACCGAUCGCUCGGACCUCGCGGACGUAUUGGGAGGCUGAGAUGCCCGACCCUUGAGCAUUUCGACAACGGCCGCCUGGAGGGUGCGAGUGCGACUCUGUUGAACCUUAACGGGAUCACCGACCGGGAAGGGGAGCUAGCCCUGUGCUAGGGGCCCCCACCCACUCGGCCGGGGGGGUGGGGGGGGAUCAUGUAUGUGCUGUGCACCCUGGUGGUCCUCACCCUCCACAGUCUGAUCAAGAGCUACUACAAGGCCCUGGAGGCGAAGGCCGACCCGGACGCUGAGCCGGGGAGGAGGCGAGGCGGCUCGGACCCCGAGCGGGCAGACGGAGCCCCUUCAGGGGGUAGGCCUGGGGACGGGAGCGGCCAGAGAAGGGUCCUGAGCCGUGGGGAGCUGGCCCACUGCAGACUGGAGUCUCAGCCUGGGAGAGCAGGCCGCCUGUACUACGCACCAAACAGGAGGAAGCUUUUGAAGCAGCCGGUCCAGCGGUCCAGCGCUCUGCUCUGUCCUGCGGUCAUGUUUGGAACCAGAAAGACCUGGGACCUCGGCGACGCCCCCUGCCUUCAGGAGCUCUGGAAGAAAGACCUCUCAUUGGACGCCAGCUCAGUGGACUUCUUGAUGAGUGAUGGUGAGGACGAGGGUUCCUUCCUGUCUCUUCCCGCCUCCGCCUUCUCCCAGCGCCCCUCUCUGACCCCCGACUUCUCUGAGGCCCACCUACCCGGCCAGCAGCUCCUCAUCCAGAAGGUCUCCUGGUUCUACUGCUGGACCACCAACGAUACCCUGCAGGAAAAGGUGUGUGAGAUCCAGGCCCGGCUGCACAGCGAGGAGCGCGCCCGCCAGCUGCAGCUGCAGAGGCUGCAGCAGAGUCACGAGCAGAGCGUUCUGGAGAACACCAGCAUCAUCCGCACACUGCAGGAGGAGCUGCUCUCCUCCCAGCCCAGCGCACCGGCUGAACCACAGGAAGAGAGGCAGCCGCAGAAACCCACCGAGACCCAGCCCAGCGGCCCGGAGAGAGAGCAGCUCAUAGCUCAGCUGCACACACAGGUGGAGGAGCUGGAGGUGAAGCUGUUGGACCAGACCCAGGAGGUGGGGAGACUGCGCUCUGAGCUGGGGGCGACAGAUCUGGAGAAGCACCUGGAGCUUCUGGUGGUCGAGAAUGAGCGGCUGAAGCAGGAGCUGAAGGCGUGCCGGACGUCGGCGGCCCCCCCUCCGGCCCCCCCGGUGUCCCCCGCCUGCCCCGCCUGCCCCCACGGACAGGAUGCCGAGGCCCUGCGCGGCGAGGUGUCCCGCUGGGAGGGCCAGGCGCGGCAGCGGGAGCGGCGGCUGGCCGAGGUGGAGCGCGAGCUGCUGCAGAGCCACGCCCAGCGGGCGGAGCUGCAGGCCGCGCUGGAGGAGGGCCACUCCCAGCUGGACGAGAGCCGGCGGCGGCGGGGCGACGCGGAGCAGCGGCUCGGGCUCCGCCUCCAGGAGUGUGAGGAGGAGCUGGCCCGGCAGGCCGCCGCGCCGGCGCCCGUCAAGUACGUGACCCAGACGGUGGAGGUGGAGAACGCCCAGACGGGCCGGGCGCUGGCGGAGGCGCGGGCGCAGAGCGGCGCCCUGACGGAGCAGCUGCUGGUGCAGAGGCAGCUGCUGCGGGAGCUGGAGACGCAGCUGCACGAGUCCCAGAGGAGCUGCACCCAGCUGCGCACCCAGAUCCUGGUGUACGAGGGGGAGAUGGAGCGGGCCCAGGGGCAGCUGGAGGUGGAGAUGCAGAGCCUGGAGGAGGAGAAGAACCGCGUGAUCGAGGAGGCCUUCGUGAGGGCCGAGAGCGAGAUGAAGGCGGUCCACGAUAACCUGGCAGGUGUCCGUAUGAACCUGCUGACCCUGCAGCCCGCGCUGCGCACUCUGACCUGCGACUACAACCUGCUCAAGAGGCAGGUGCAGGAGUUCCCCUACAUGCUGGACAAGGCCAUCGUGGAGGCCAAGCAGGAGAUCUGCCAGGUGAUCAACGAGGUGAGCGCAGCCAACCAGGAGCUCCUGAGGAAAUACAAGCGGGAGAUGAACCUGAGGAAGAAGUGUCACAACGAGCUGGUGCGCCUCAAAGGCAACAUCCGGGUGUUCUGCCGGGUGCGGCCGGUCAGCCACGAGGAGCACGUCUCCGCCGAGUCCCGGAACAUGGUCAGCUUCGACUCGGACGAUGACGCGGUCCUCUACCUCUCCAACAAGGGCAAGACCAUGACCUUCGACCUCGACAAGGUCUUCCCACCGCAGGCCACGCAGGAAGAGGUGUUCCAGGAGGUCCAGUCGCUGGUGACCUCGUGCAUCGACGGCUUCAACGUCUGCAUCUUCGCCUACGGACAGACGGGCUCGGGGAAGACCUACACCAUGGAGGGCGCGGGCCAGAACCCGGGCAUCAACCAGCGGGCGCUCCGGCUGCUCUUCUCCGAGGUCAUGGAGAAGAAGCCCGACUGGGACUACAGGAUCACCGUCAGCAUGGUGGAGAUCUACAACGAGACCCUGAGGAACCUCCUGGGAGACAACCCCAGCGAGAAGCUGGACAUCAAGAUGAACCCAGACGGCAGCGGGCAGCUCUACGUCCCCGGCCUCACCCAGAUCACCGUGCAGUGCCCGGAGGACAUCAACCGGGUGUUUGAGCUCGGCCACAUGAACCGGGCGACCGCCUGCACCAACCUCAACGAGCACAGCUCCCGCUCCCACGCGCUGCUCGUCAUCACGGUGGCGGGCUUCAACUCGGCCACCGGAAACCGCACUCAAGGUAAGCUGAACCUGGUGGACCUGGCGGGCUCGGAGCGCAUCGCCAAGUCGGGCGCGGAGGGCAGCCGGCUGCGCGAGGCGCAGUGCAUCAACAAGUCUCUGUCGGCGCUGGGCGACGUCAUCAACGCGCUGCGCUGCCGCCACUCCCACGUGCCCUUCAGGAACUCGCGGCUCACCUACCUGCUGCAGGACUCGCUGAGCGGGGACAGCAAGACCCUCAUGAUGGUGCAGGUGUCCCCGUUGGUCAGCAACAUGAGCGAGUCGGUCUGCUCCCUCAAGUUCGCCCAGCGCGUCCGCAGCGUUGAACUGGGCUCGGCCUCCGCCUUCAAGAGGGUGGAGAACUCCUCCACCUCCUCGUCGCCCACCCACGACAGUGUGGAGCUGGACUCUCCGCCCGUGACGCCGGUGCCGCUCCCCAUCUCUCGGGCCAGCAGCGCCGGCUCCACCCUCUCCUCCACCUCCCGGACCCCCAGCACGCGCCGACGCUCCCAGUCUCAACUCUCGACAGACAGACAGGUAGACAGAGGCAGCCCGUUGGUGGGGGACAGUGGGCAGGACGACUGAAGCUGACGGCGUGAGGUUCCGGGGGGGAGAGAACGUCCAGGAGAGAGUGCAGCACGGACACGACUCCAGUCGCGGCUCCCUAAACAACAUGUCUCUGCUUUGCUUCACUCCUCUCUGGGAGUGCAGGAUGAGGACGUUUGAGGGAGUGACGGAGGGAACGCCGAAGAGGGAGUGAUGAGGAGCGGGGGAGGUGUCACACAAAGCAAUCUCUCGCCCGCAGCAGUUCACACAAGUUUUUUUUUCUAAAGUUCCACUGAGGCUGCUUCAUCAGCACCCUGAACUUCAAGUUUCCCUCGUCAGCAGUCAAACCGAGGGGGGAUGUUGACUGGUGGCUGUCAAAAAGACAGCCCAUACUAACCCCCCCCACCCCCCCUCCUGGACCUUAGAUAAGCUCUGCCUCCGUCCGGAAACCAUUGGUUACGGCCGCUAACCCUUUUUUCUUCCUGAUGCCCUAACACAGUAUAUACUUUGCGAUUACAGUAUUCCAUGGUAAAGUUGCACUUUAAACUUUAGUUUUGUUUGUUUAUGUGUAUUAACAUAAGUUAUGCUUGAUUUUUAAAGUAUGGGUAAUACGGUAUAUCUAUUUAUGUUUUGACAUGCUUUAAUCUACAUUUUUAUUUUGCUUAAACUUUCCAAUGGAGGCCGAUGUGUUUAUCUUUUUUGCAUUUACCUGAAGGCCUCCUUUUAUCCAAUCAGGGUACUCCACUGAAUCCAAGAUGGGGCAUAUUCUGUCCAAUAGGACAUGAGCAAUAGAAGAGUGUAGAAGGCUGGAGAACACCAUCUCUUUAGUAUGUUUGGGUUUGAAUCCACAGGGGGGAAUAACUAGUGUCAACCUCAACCCCGCAUGGAAGAAUUUCCGACAGGAACACACGACAGGAACGACCAUUCCUGCACUGUGAAUUCUUCCAUGAGUGGCUUGGUGCUUACCAAACUAAAACCACGUGACGGGACGGGACGCGUGCGUAUGCAGUGGUGAUCCGGGCGGGGGGCGUAUGUAUGUGUGUAUAUAAUAUAUGACUGCUUAGGACUUUGAAACCACUGAACUGGUGGAGCGUGUUGUCAGUAAAUUGUCGCUAACCCAAUGUCCCGAGAGGAGGAACGCUUGUCUGUCGUGCUCUGCUUGCUUAUCUUUGUCGUAGAUUUCUAGCCGUGAUUUUGUAUGAAACCCUUUUUAAAUAAACACUCGACACCAAAUG